ACGUGCUUUCGGAGGACCAAUCGAAUAGUCUCGCCCCAGACCAGUCCCAACAUCUUACAGCUCAUAUUCAAAAUCUUUCCAACGUCCCUGUGCUGCUACCGGCUCGGCGAGACUCCCAGUACCGACCGAAAGUAACGUAAACAAAUCCUGAGCACCGGUGGCAGUACAAGCAAUUUAAGAUGCACUCCCUAUUCGCUCUCCUUCUCAGUGUGUGCAUCUCCGGUUUAGAAGAAAACACGUUUUCCACCCGAUUCGAUUUACCAACAAACCAUUCCCGGUGGUUCUCUCUCUCUCUAUCUGUGAGCUCUGCUGCUGCUGGCCCCGUAUUGCUAAUGCACAUAAACACACGACAGUGUGGUACCACAACAUUAUAAAUAUGAUUAUGAGAUCUAUGAAAACCGAGCGACGCGAGAGAGAGAGAGAAAGAGAGAAAGAUCCGAGAACGAAAUGCUAUAACAAGUUGAAUAGCCCCUUCAUAAGUACUAUUCAACGUAGCUACAUACAUAUAGCCGGAACAGUUAUUAACAUGUCUCUCACGUUCACUUUGACGCAUGUACCAGUUCAGUCUGACUGUGUGUCGAGUUUUUCAGCCAUUUUCAUUUUGACUGGCAAACUGGUUAGAAGUGAUUUUCCCGCUGUCCGGCCGUGGUGUUGUCGUCGGAUGAGAGUGGAGCAUUGGCACUUUAUUAGUUUGAAUACAUUUGAUUGCAUUGAAGAAGUGGAAGUCGAUCAAAAUGAGCGACAAAGAUUCGCUGGAACCGGAAGGCAUCGAAAUCGAACCGAUGGACGAGUACGACUGUCUGGAGCUAGAGAAGACGAUCAUAAACGAGUGGGGAAUGCAAAGGAGUUCAUUGAACAGAAUGAUUUAUUGUGGCAUCACGGCGCGAUGUCUGGAGGUGAUACAAGACGCUGAGAUAAAUGAACUGUUUAACGACGCUCGGAUGCUGGGUCAGAAGAUUGUCUUCAAGCACAAAGUGAAAGAGCUACAGGCGAGUGCACUGCUGCAAAUCGUAGGUGCUCGUAAAAGGCGUCAUUGUUCGUCGGAGCUGAGUUUUAGCAACAAGCUCGAUGAGCAACAGCCGCCCGCUCGUCAUCAAGAUCUGUUGCACCAGCAGCCGCAUCAAGUGCUGAAAAAGAUAAAACUGGAAGACAGUGAUGAUCCACUAGCGGAGACAUCACUUCUCGAGCCGGAACAAUCACUGGAAGCCUCGGAUCAAGCCAUUCCGUUGCAUGACCUUUCAUUCGAGGAUGCAAUGGCAAUCAAGGCAACCACUGCCAAUGCUUUGGCGGGUAACCUCCCGAUUCGCAUUUCGGUGGACGGCCUGCGACAGCUACUCCAAGCCAGCCGCCAAGGCCAGUGGGUUCUGUCCUACUACGGUACCUACCAAUCGAUGAAUCGAAAAAUUCAAGCCGCUCUCACCCACUGCAUUGUGGAGCAAUUCCUGGUGUACAACAUAAUGUUUUCCCACCGGUUGAUGCGUCACUACGCGCACGUCAUCACGCUAUUGUUCCCCACCGAGGUGGCCGAGGUUUACUACAAGCCGGCACAGACGCUCGGUUGGAAGCGGACUUGUGCUUCCGGGAAGCUCAUGGAUCGAUGGGCGAAUCAGAGGAUGCGACAUAAGGAUCGCUACCCGCAGCAGCGGCCCAGGAUACUGGACGAUACCUCCGAUCAGAGGACCUUUGCCCAAAUGUCGCUGGUGGUGGGACUGACCAAUGGUGGCUUGUGAGUGGAUCGGACCUCGCUGCUGCCGGGGGGCGAUGAGAAUGCAUUUGAGAUUUGUAGCGAACUAGUCAGGUGUGAGAUUGGGAAUUAAGAUGAAUAAAUGAGAUUUUGGAUUCGUGUAUUGUACUAAGUAUUUGUUUGCAAUUACAGUUGUAUGCUGCUAAUCCGAAGGUAAUUCCUAUUCGAGUCUAGUGGAUCGAUAGUACCGUUCUGUUUCGAUUUUGAUGUAUAGCAGGGUUUAAACUGAAUUUUG
Molecule: messenger RNA, 1979 nt
Organism: Ochlerotatus camptorhynchus
Lineage: Eukaryota; Metazoa; Arthropoda; Insecta; Diptera; Culicidae
Exons: 2
Coding region: 735-1730 (331 amino acids)
Source: RefSeq, a predicted model, not a curated record